CCCUCUACAUUAGCUCAUGAGGAAUAUCUUCAAGAAGUGGAUCCAAAUGAAAAGCCCAUAGUCCUGCUGUGGUUCUGGCCUCUCGGUUUAAUAUGGGCUCUGUUGUUUAUGUUUUACGAGCCACCCUGACAGGGAUUCUCCUGCUGGCUGGAAUCAUAGUCCUGGUUUUGGUGUAUAGUCAGUCAUCUACAUCUCCAAAAUGCCAUCCUCCCCCGGCUCAGUCAGGGCGGCUGACAAAGCAGGCUAAUUUCCCCAACACGACAGUGGCAGCGAAACACCAGACAGACAAGCCUUUAAUGCUGCUGUGGUUUUGGCCUGAAAACAAAAGGUUUGAUCUUCAAGACUGUAAGAAGCUUUUCCAAAUCGACGGUUGCAGACUCACAGAUGAUAGAUCUUUAUACUCCAGAGCUCAUGAAGUUUUGGUGUUUCACAGAGCUAUCCAGGAUGACCUCUCCAACCUUCCCACCUCACCCAGAGCCAGGAUUCAGAGGUGGAUCUGGUUCAACACAGACUCGCCUAACAACACUCGCAGGAUAGAAGGCAUUCAAGGCCUUUUUAACUUAACCUUGAGCUACAGGAAGGAUGCGGAUAUCCACGUUCACUGGCAACUUACUCCCAAGAAGAAUUCAGGUGAAGAUUUCGUACUUCCCAAGAAGGAACGAUUGCUUUGUUGGAUUGUGGAUAGCAACGACCUCCACACAAAAUCAGGGGAGGGAUACAGCUAUUACAGAGAGCUUAUAAAACACAUCAAGGUGGAGGUUUUUCACAGCUCCUCUACCAACGGGGAGAACUAUUUCCUGACUAUCAGCAGCUGCAAAUUCUACCUUUCCUUUGAGAAUUCAAUUCACAGAGAUUACAUUACAGAAACGUUUAAUGGACCUCUUGCGGUCGGCACUGUGCCAAUAGUUUUGGGCCCACCGAGAUGGAACUAUGAGAAUUUUGCCCCAGGUACUUCCUUCAUACAUGUAAACGACUUUCCUGACGCCUUAGCACUGGCUCAGUUCCUCCUGGGGCUGGAUAAGGAUAAUGAGGCUUAUAUGAGAUACUUUAGUUGGCGGCAAUUCUUUACUGCGAGACGUCAUCCUACUGAGGAGAAGCAUGAGUUUGCACACGCUAUCUGCCAGGCCUGUCGUCACAUUGGCAGGAGCAAGGUGUACAGAGUUGUACCUGAUCUGUACAAGUGGUUCUUACUGUAAUGCUGUUAUUGAUGUACUGUUCCUCUGAACUGAUUAAAAACACAAAUUAGAAUCUGUUCAGAGAAAUACUUGCCGUCUAUAAAGUAGUAGUUGUGUUUUAUUCAGCCAUCACAUACAACACAAUAAAUAAAGCCUAUAUACGAUCUAGUAAAAAAAAGGAAUAGGCAGAAGCAUGAUGCUAUAUAUGCCUAUCCUACAUUCUUAUCAAUUAAAUUACCCUCAAAAAAAUUUAAAUCUGUGCAACUUUUGGUUCCGCUUAUGGUUAAAUGUAUCUCCAGAGCUUUUCAUGACAAAGAAAACAGCAAAAUAUGUUUUUUGUUUGAUUUGUAUUUUGGGUAAACCCUUUAAUACCGUCUGUUUGAGAACAGCCAAUUUACAAAAUGAGUUCCCUCCAUUUUAAACAACAGGGUGUCACUAUUAAAGUGUAUGUGGUUGCGGGCAUGAUGAUAAUACUUAUAGUGGAAUAAUAUGUCACUGCUAAUGCAUUAAAAUUAAAGCUAUUAAACUUACUAUAUGAAACAUUAUAUAUGUAUUCUAUGUUUAUUUAUAUAAUGUUAAAUGCUUUUAAGGGCUGUAGAUACCGCUGAAGAUAUCCAGGCUGGAUCCUUCCUUUUCCAUGAGUCUGCAAGGACUCAAUAUGUAAUUCAGUUUAGAUUUCACAGUUGAAACUUAUUGAAUAACAUGUAGUUGCUGUAAUUACGACAACAAUCUAUGAGCAGCCCUGGUCUGUAAAAGCUGCAUGUGACUUUUGCAGUUGUUUGGAGUUUUAACAUCCCAAUGUUGAUAUUGCAUCCAGUAAGUUUCUAGCACAAAAGGUUAAGGCUUUUCUGUUUCACCGUUUCCAUUAAAUCAAAUGUUGGCUUAUUUUGUCAUUUUAAUUAUUCUGUUUUUUGUAUUUAUAUUCCAUGCAAGCUUGUUUCUUUAUCCUCUCUUAUUUGAUUCUCCUUUAAACCCUGUGUAGGUUUUAUAUUAGUUUUCUAACCUCUCUUAGUGCUAAACCUACCUUGUUUUAAGUCACACAGUUUAAUCAACUGAUAUAGAAUCAGCGAUCAAGUCCAUUUAACGAGCAGCACAAUGAGCCUGAAGACUGUCGGCUUUAUGGUGUUUGAUUGUUUCCACAUGUGGGCGGAAGCUGCGACUCGUGGUCUCUUGGCUAAGGUCCUGGAUCGCCAACGUGUAUAUGCGUGCGCGCGAAUUCGUGUGUGUGCGUGUGUGUGUCUGUGUGUGUGUGUGUGCGUGUGUGUGUGUGUGUGUGUGUGU
Messenger RNA from Anarrhichthys ocellatus (wolf-eel), 2456 nucleotides. Its product is annotated as alpha-(1,3)-fucosyltransferase 9-like. The record is from RefSeq and is a predicted model, not a curated record. NCBI's taxonomy places the organism in Eukaryota, Metazoa, Chordata, Actinopteri, Perciformes, Anarhichadidae. Gene Ontology annotation, cellular component: membrane. The coding region runs from base 93 to 1196 and encodes 367 amino acids. Gene Ontology annotation, molecular function: alpha-(1->3)-fucosyltransferase activity. The transcript is spliced from 2 exons.